Molecule: messenger RNA, 747 nt
Organism: Myotis davidii
Lineage: Eukaryota; Metazoa; Chordata; Mammalia; Chiroptera; Vespertilionidae
Gene: SHISAL1
Product: KIAA1644 ortholog
Exons: 6
Source: RefSeq, a predicted model, not a curated record
AUGGGAACACAGUCCCCGCUGACCGGGGGCAGUGCCGAGAUGCCUGCCCGACGCGUGAUUGUGGAUGCCGUCAGAACUCAGGAGAGUCCCGCUCACCAGAAUGGCCCCCAGCUAUUUGAGUUUUAUUCUGAUGGAAUCCAGGCAGUCUUCCCGGAGGAGGGGGCACUGGAGCAGCUUCUGAAGUGGUACAGGAUGUACUCACAGGAACCAGGGCAGGCACCCCAGCCCCUGGCGGCCACCAGCGACUCUGUCUAUGAAUUCGACUCCUCCAGGGGCCUCGUGUCCAAGCGACAGACCCACCAGGCCCCGCCCCUGGUGCUCAGGCCUUGGUGGGGACCCCACCGAGCCUGGCGACUCUGUUUUCCAGUCUUGUCCGCGCAUUUCCGGGUCUGUGAGCCGUACACGGACCACAAAGGCCACUACCACUUUGGCUUCCACUGCCCCCGGCUCUCGGACAACAAAACCUUCAUCCUCUGCUGUCACCACAACAACACGGUGUUUAAAUACUGCUGCAACGAGACGGAGUUCCAGGCGGUGAUGCAGGCGAACCUCACAGCCAGCUCCGAGGGCUACGCGCACAACAACUACACUGCCCUCCUGGGCGUGUGGAUCUACGGCUUCUUCGUGCUGAUGCUGCUGGUCCUGGAUCUCCUGUAUUACUCGGCGAUGAACUAUGACAUUUGCAAGGUUUACCUGACGCGGUGGGGCGUCCACGGACGGUGGAUGAAACAGGAGCAGCAGCGGUGG